AUGGCUCCUCCUCCAGCGACAGCGACGGCGCACAUGGCCACAACAACGCUCAAAGUCGAGGGCAUGACAUGCGGCGCAUGCACCUCUGCAAUCGAGUCGGGUUUCCAGGGCGUGAAGGGAGUAGGAAAUGUGUCAAUAAGCUUAGUGAUGGAACGCGCCGUGAUCCAGCAUGAUCCCGAGGUCAUCACCGCCGAGGAAGUCAGGGAGAUCAUCGACGACAGGGGGUUUGACGCAGAAGUGCUCUCGUCGGAUCUACCAAUGUCACAUAGUGCCGAUGAUCAUUUCUUGAGCGAUUCCGAAGACGAAGAGGAGGAGACAAAUGGAAGUAUUUCCACUACUACACUCUCGGUUGGCGGAAUGACAUGCGGAGCAUGUACAUCUGCCGUGGAAGGCGCUUUCAAGGACGUAGCUGGACUCAAAUCUUUCAGCAUAUCACUUCUUUCCGAGCGCGCUGUUAUCGAACACGACCCCACGAUUAUAUCACCAGAGAAGCUGGCUGAAACAAUAGAAGAUGUUGGCUUUGACGCGCAGGUGCUGGAUACCGUGGCCGCGACACCAGCACCAAAGAAGAGCAGGAGUCGGAGACAGCAGAAGACGAUGACUACGACUGUUGCUGUUGAGGGUAUGACAUGUGGUGCAUGCACAUCAGCCAUCGAAGGCGGGUUCAAGGACGUUGAAGGUUUAUACCAGUUCAACAUCAGUUUGCUCGCCAACCGUGCCGUAAUAGUACACGAUCCCUCCAAGCUCACCGAAGAGCAGAUAGUAGAGAUCAUCGAGGACCGUGGAUUCGACGCCAAGGUCUUGUCAUCUGUCGAUGGUAGCAUGCAGCAGUCAUCAGGAACCAACGCACCUGUACAACUCAAGAUCUAUGGAAUGCCCAACUCUGGCGCUGCUCAAGAACUCGAAGGGUUACUGCGAAAACGAUCUGGAAUUACCUCCGCAACCGUCAACUUCGGCACAUCAAGAGCCACGAUUCAACGCGAGCCCCAAAUGAUUGGUCUACGAGCGAUCGUGGAGGCUGUAGAAGCAGCUGGGUACAAUGCGCUAGUUGCUGACUCUGAAGACAACGACGCCCAACUGGAGUCUCUUGCAAAGACCAAAGAAAUCCAUGAAUGGAGAAGGGCUGUAGUGUUCUCUGCAUGGUUCGCGGUUCCCGUGUUCUUGACAAGCAUGUUCAUCCCCAUGUUCCUGCCAUUCAUCAACUACGGCGGUAUUCGUCUCAUCCCCGGCCUAUAUCUUGGCGACGUCAUUUGUCUGGUCCUCACGAUUCCAGUUCAGUUUGGCAUUGGAAAGCGUUUCUAUGUGUCUGCAUACAAAUCUUUGAGCCACGGUUCCCCUACGAUGGACGUUCUCGUGGUGCUUGGUACCUCGUCUGCCUUUUUCUUCAGUAUCCUCUCGAUGCUGGUAUCGCUUUUGAUCCCCCCACACACCAAGCCCACAACACUCUUCGACACCAGCACUAUGCUGUUCACGUUUAUCAGCUUGGGUCGUUACCUCGAGAACAAGGCGAAGGGUCAAACUUCGAAGGCACUUUCCAACCUCAUGUCGCUAGCUCCGUCUAUGACCACCAUUUAUGUGGAUCCCAUCGCCGCCACGAAAGCUGCCGAGGACUGGGAUAUUGAGGAAGAGAAAAUGGACCGCAAAUCUACUGAUGGCAAUGCUGUUGAACAGAGAGUCAUUGCUACUGAGCUCAUCGAAGUUGGUGACGUGGUCAUCCUUCGCCCGGGAGACAAGCUUCCUGCUGAUGGCACAGUAACCCGUGGCGAAUCGUAUCUUGACGAGAGCAUGGUCACUGGUGAAGCUAUGCCAAUUCUUAAGAAGAAAGGUGCACUGGUCAUGGCGGGUACUGUCAACGGCAACGGGCGUCUGGAGUUUCUUGUUACUCGUGCCGGCCGUGACACUCAGCUGAGCCAGAUCGUCCGCCUUGUUCAGGAAGCCCAGACAAACCGUGCCCCGAUUCAACGUCUUGCAGACACUGUUGCUGGUUACUUCGUCCCCAUCAUUAUCACUCUCGGUCUCGCAACCUUUUUUGGAUGGAUGGUACUCAGCCAUGUCCUACCCUACCCACCCAAAGUCUUCCUUGAUCACGCUAGUGGCGGCAAGUUCAUGGUUUGCAUCAAACUCUGUAUUGCCGUCAUCGUCUUCGCCUGCCCAUGUGCCCUGGGUCUUGCGACACCCACCGCUGUUAUGGUUGGCACUGGUGUUGGAGCUGAGCAGGGCAUUCUCGUCAAGGGUGGUGCUGCUCUCGAGACUGCCACCAAAAUCAACCAUGUCAUUUUUGACAAGACUGGCACGCUCACUGUCGGCAAGAUGAGUGUGUCUCAGGCCGAUAUUCAGGGGGGUUGGGCAAGUACUGAGAAAAAGAACCUCUGGUGGACGCUUAUUGGACUUGCGGAAAUGGGCUCGGAGCAUCCCAUCGCUAAGGCUAUCGUUCUUUCCGCGAAGGAACAUCUCCGUCUUGGACCCGACGGUAGCCUAGACGGCUCCGUUGGAGACUUUGAAGCUGUCGUUGGUAAAGGUAUUACUGCAACGGUCGAAGCAGCCAUCUCUCGCGAGCGCACCCGCUACAAGGUUCUCAUUGGUAACACAGCCUUCCUCACGUCCGAGGGUGUCAACGUUCCCGACUUUGUAGAAGAACCUCUGACACCUGCUGCGAACGCCAACCCUCGAGGCGGACCUCAUAACCGAUCUGCUGGUAUCACCACGAUUCACACCGCCAUCGGCAACACCUACACUGGCACACUAAGCUUGUCUGACACUAUCAAGCCUUCGGCCCGCGCUACAGUUCUCGCCCUGUCUCGCCUAGGUAUAUCUUCCUCCAUCGUUACUGGUGAUACAUCCGCUUCCGCCCUUGUUGUCGCAGCGGCGGUUGGCAUCGACGCUUCAAACGUCCACGCUUCGUCCACGCCCGCAGAUAAGAAAGCUAUCGUAGAGGACCUCCAGUCUCGUGGUAAAGUCAUUGGCAUGGUUGGCGACGGUAUCAACGACUCUCCCGCACUCGCUGCUGCCGACAUCGGCAUUGCUCUUUCUACUGGCACAGACGUCGCUAUGGAAGCUGCCUCUAUCGUCCUGAUGACCAACACCGACCUUCUCGCUAUCCCGGCUUCGCUAGUCCUCAGCCGCGCUAUCUUCUUCCGCAUCAAGCUGAACCUGGCGUGGGCGUGCAUGUACAACUUCACUGGUCUUCCUUUCGCAAUGGGCUUCUUCCUACCCUGGGGUCUUUCAUUACACCCAAUGGCCGCUGGUGCGGCGAUGGCAUGCUCAUCCGUUAGCGUCGUUGUUAGCUCUCUACAUCUCAAGUUCUGGAGCAGACCUAGCUGGAUGAAGGUCAGUGUACUAGAUCCAGGUGCGCCGAUCGAUGAGAAGGAAGCGGAGAUGGAGAAGCAGAGUGAAGUCGGCGUGUUCUCCACUCUCAAAGACUGGGUUAGUGAUGCAUGGGCUGCGAGGAAGAGGAACAAGGAGGAGACAAGCUACAUGCCGUUGAGGGAUAUGGGAGAGCAGUAG
This is a messenger RNA of Alternaria atra, 3504 nucleotides long. RefSeq lists its product as uncharacterized. The record is from RefSeq and is a predicted model, not a curated record. The coding region runs from base 1 to 3504 and encodes 1167 amino acids. Gene Ontology annotation, biological process: monoatomic cation transport; copper ion homeostasis. Lineage: Eukaryota; Fungi; Ascomycota; Dothideomycetes; Pleosporales; Pleosporaceae. The transcript has a single exon. Gene Ontology annotation, molecular function: ATP hydrolysis activity; ATP binding; copper ion binding. Gene Ontology annotation, cellular component: membrane.